CCCGGAGGGCCGAGGCUGGGUUGGGGGAGCGGCUGUCCUGGCCUUUGUGCACGCCCCUUUUCAUCAACUAGCGGGCCAAGAAAGACAGAGGAAAGCAACAGCAUCCCAGCCCCAGUCCUUACAGCUCCUCCAUCUGCACAGCGGAGCUGGACGGACCAGCCAGAAUGUGGAGAGCACUGCUGCUUAAACUCUUUCUCCUCUUCAUAUGCAGUGUUAGAUGGUGCCAUACUGACGGAUGUGAAUUGGGGCAGUUCCGCUGUGGGACAGGUCAGUGUGUCCCAUAUGACUGGCACUGUGACGGGACAUCAGACUGUGUGGAUGACUCCGAUGAACAAGACUGCCCUCAGGUAACGUGCGACAACAGCCAUUUCCAGUGCCUAAGCGAUGGCGAGUGUAUCCCGGAUGUAUGGGUGUGCGACGAUGAAGAGGACUGUGAGGAUGGCUCAGAUGAGAGGCAACACUGUCCUGGAAGGACAUGCACCAGUGGACAGUUCAGCUGCAGUAACGGGGCAUGCAUCCCAGGAGAAUACCGAUGUGACCAUCUGGCUGACUGCUCGGAUGGGUCCGAUGAGAGAAACUGCCAUUACACCGAGUGUACAAUGCUGAGGUGUGCUAAUGGAGCUUGCUACAACCGGACCCAGCGGUGUGACCACGUACUGGACUGCCGCGAUGGCUCUGACGAGGCAAACUGCACACAGCACUGCAAUACGGGCUGGUUUUCAUGUCAUAAUGGAAUGUGUGUUCCUCAACGCUAUGUCUGUGACCACGAUGACGACUGUGGAGACCGAAGCGAUGAGCUAAACUGCACAUAUCCUACAUGUAGAGGGAACUACUUCACUUGCCCCAGCGGCCGCUGUAUCCACCAAGUCUGGCUUUGCGAUGGGGAGGAUGAUUGUGAGGACAAUGCAGAUGAAAAAGGCUGUGAGAACGUACCACGGGAGUGUUACCCAGGAGAAUGGCCCUGUCCGUCGUCCGGCCUGUGUAUUCCUAUGGAUCAGCUGUGCGAUGGGAGGUUUCACUGUCCUGACGGAGAGGAUGAAACGAACACCACCGCUGGGCGCAACUGCAGUAUCUGGAAGUGUGUCUCUCUGAGCUGUGAACAUCAGUGUCAUGCUUCCCCCGAUGGAGGAACGUGCUCUUGUCCUUUGGGAUACGUUGUCAACAGCAACGACAGUCGCUCGUGUAUAGAUUUUGAUGACUGCUCCAUGUGGGGCGUGUGUGACCAGCUGUGUGAGGACCGCAUAGGAUCCCACCGCUGCAGCUGCCGGGAAGGCUACGUCCUGGAGCAGCACAGAUACUGUAGAGCUGACGCCUCAACGGGAGUUCCUUCCUUGAUAUUUUCUAAUGGCAGAGACCUGCUUAUCGGAGACAUCCAUGGCAACGGUCUGCGCACUUUGGUUAAUUCACAGAGCAGAGGCAUCGUAGUGGGAGUGGACUACCACUAUAACUUAAAUAUGAUCUUCUGGACUGAUACCGUUCAGAAUAAGGUGUUUUCUGUGCAUACGGACGGUUCCAACAUGCAGGUGGUUUUAAAUGUAUCGGUUGACUACCCUGAGAAUUUAGCUGUGGAUUGGGUGAACAAUAAACUGUAUGUGGUGGAGGCCAGCGUCAACAGGAUUGACAUGGUCGACUUUGAUGGAAAUAACCGGGUCACACUCAUCACCGAAAACCUCGGAAACCCUAGAGGACUGGCGGUGGACCCCACUGUCGGGUACAUGUUCUUCUCAGAUUGGGAGGCUCUGAACGGACAGCCAGGCCUGGAGCGGGCCUUCAUGGACGGUACCAACCGCUAUGGGAUUAUCGGGAGUAAACUUGGGUGGCCAGCUGGCAUCACCCUGGACAUAGAGGCCCAGCGCGUCUACUGGGUUGACAGUCGCUAUGACUACAUAGAAACGGCAACAUAUGAUGGUCUGCAUAGAAAAACAGUGGUCCACGGAGGUGCGGUUGUCCCACACCCGUUUGGCAUCAGUCUGUUUGAGCAUACCGUCUACUUCACGGACUGGACCAAGAUGGCCGUGAUGAAAGCCAACAAAUUCACUGACACCAACCCCCAGGUGGUUUACAGUACAAGUCAGAGUCCUCAUGGAGUAGCUGUGAUGCAUCAGCUGAAACAGCCACAUGUGCCAAACCCUUGCAGCACAGACAGAGGGGGGUGUGAGCAGAUUUGUGUUUUAAGUCACAGGAGUGAUAAUGCAGGCCUGGGCUACCGCUGCAAAUGUCGCAUGGGCUAUGACCUACAUGCGGAUGGCAAACGCUGUUUGGCUGUGAGGCAGUUUCUGCUGUUCUCCAGCCAGCUGGCGGUGAGAGGGAUCCCCUUUAACCUCUCCACUCAGGAGGACAUCAUCCUGCCUGUCACUGGAUCACCCUCCUACUUUGUUGGAGUGGAUUUUAGUGCUGAGGAUGAUGCUAUCUUCUUCUCAGACACAGCCAAAGACAUUAUCUAUAAACAGAAAGUGGACGGGACUGGCAGGGAGGUGCUGGCGGCCAAUAGGGUGGACGGAGUGGAGGACCUGGCUUAUGACUGGAUUUCAAAAAACCUCUACUGGACUGACCCACGAUACAGGAGCAUAUCUGUCAUGAAGAUAGCUGAUAAGUCCAGGAGGGCCAUCAUACGUAACCUGAACAACCCAAGGGCCAUUGUUGUACAUCCUCUAAUUGGGUAUAUUUUUUGGACUGACUGGUACCGGCCAGCAAAGAUUAUGAGGGCUUGGGGUGAUGGGUCACAUGCCCUGUCUAUUGUAAACACUACCCUUGGCUGGCCAAACGGCCUAGCUAUCGACUGGAGCUCCAUGCGUCUGUAUUGGGUGGAUGCCUUCUUUGACAAAAUUGAGCACAGCAAUUUCGACGGACAAAACAGGCUUUCUUUGGACCGUAUAGCUCAGAUCUCUCAUCCAUUUGGCCUCACCAUUUUUGAAGGCUAUGCAUUUUUCACUGACUGGCGCCUGGGUGGUAUUGUACGUGUGCGCAAGACUGACGGCGGGGAGAUGGUCAUUAUCAGAAGAGGAAUCAGCCACAUCAUGCACGUCAAGUCCUUCAACUCCAACUCUCAGACGGGUUCCAACCUCUGCAACAGGCAGACAAACCCCAACGGAGACUGCAGCCACUUCUGCUUCCCGGCCCCAGACUCCCAGAGAGUGUGUGGCUGCCCGUACGGCAUGAAGCUGUCGCCCAACCACCAGACAUGCGUGGACGACCCUUCCAGCGAGCCCCCCACACUGCAGUGUGGAGCCAACUCCUUCUCCUGUGGCAACGGCAAAUGUGUCCCAAACAGCUACAGAUGCGACGGUGUUGACGACUGCCAUGACAACAGUGACGAAGCCGACUGUGGAAUUAACAACACCACUUGUUCCUCCUCUGCAUUCACCUGUGCCAAUCAGCGCUGUGUGCCUGUGGGGUGGCGCUGUGACGGGCACAAUGACUGUUUCGAUAACAGUGAUGAGAUCAAUUGCCCUACGAAGGUGCCUGGAACAUGCCCGGCCAAUCACUUCACCUGUGCCAACCACCACUGCAUCCCACAGACCUGGCGCUGUGACACCGAUAAUGACUGUGGAGACAGUUCAGAUGAAGCUGACUGCCAUCUGGCAGGUACGUGCCAUCCAGGACAGUUUCAGUGUCCAGACCACCGCUGCAUAGACCCCAACUAUGUUUGCGAUGGGGACAGGGACUGUGUGGACGGGGCAGACGAGCAGGGAUGCAUCUACAACUGCACCUUGAAUGAGUUCAAGUGCUCCAGCGGUCACCAGUGCAUCAACUCCUACUACCGAUGUGACGGAGUGUUCGACUGCAGCGAUCGCUCAGACGAGCAAAACUGUCCUACCAGGCCUCCAGGGAUGUGCCACCACGAGAGCGAGUUUCAGUGCCAGUCGGACGGAAGCUGCGUCCCGUCCACAUGGGAGUGCGAUGGUCACCCAGACUGCGAGGACGGCAGCGACGAACACCACGCCUGCCCACCUCGCACCUGCCCCUCCACACUCUUCCGCUGUGAUAACGGGAAUUGUGUGCUACGCAGCUGGAUUUGUGACGGGGACAACGACUGCAGGGACAUGAGCGACGAAAGAGACUGUCCCACGCCACCUUUCCGAUGUCCGAGUUGGCAGUGGCAGUGCCCCGGACACAGUGUUUGCAUCAACCUCACCACGGUGUGCGACAACACUCCUGACUGCCCCAACGGCGCUGACGAGUCUCCGCUCUGCAACGAGCCUUUGCCAGAUCAGGAGAGCUGCUCUGACAACAAUGCUGGCUGCACCCACGGUUGUAUCCAAGGGCCGUUUGGGGCCCAGUGUACGUGCCCUGUGGGCUAUCGACUGAGCAAUGACUCCAAAACCUGCGAGGAUAUGGACGAAUGUAAUCCCCCUGGACUGUGUAGCCAGCACUGCUUUAAUGAGAGAGGCUCUUUCCGGUGCCACUGCCAGGAAGGUUACACUCUUGAAGCAGACCAGCGCACUUGCAAGGCCUCAGAUUCUCGUCAGGCGUUCCUGCUAGUGGCCAGUCGAAAUCAGAUUGUGCAAGACGACAUAACCACUCAGCCUAACGUGGUCCGGUCAGUGAUUCGAGAUGGACGCAACAUCGUGGCCCUAGACUUUGACUCCGUCACCGACCGGGUGUUCUGGUCCGAUACAAGCCAGGACAGAAUCUGGAGUUCUCACAAGAACGGCAGCGAUAGAACUGUGAUAUUCGACAGUGGAGUUACUGUGACAGAGAGCCUUGCUGUGGACUGGGUGGGCAGGAACUUGUACUGGACUGACUAUGUCCUGGAGACUAUUGAAGUGUCUAAACUGGACGGGACUCAUCGGACUGUAUUAGUUAGCGAAAAUGUCACCAACCCCCGAGGCCUAGUGCUCGACCCAAGAGACAGCGCUCAUCUGAUGUUCUGGACUGACUGGGGGAGGAACCCCCGCAUCGAGAAGGCAAGCAUGGAUGGGAAACUGAGGACUGUUAUCAUAAGCAGCAAACUAUACUGGCCCAAUGGCCUAACCAUUGACUACCCAAACAAUUUGUUGUACUUUGCUGAUGCCUAUUUGGAUUUCAUUGACUACUGCGAUUAUAAUGGAAACAACAGGAAACAAGUUCUAGCCAGCGACCUGGUACUGCAACAUCCCCACGCAAUUACCAUUUUUGAGGAUUUUGUCUAUUGGACCGACAGAUACAUCAACCGUGUGAUGCGAGCUCAUAAGUGGCAUGGGGAGAACCAGACAGUGAUGCUGUUCAACCUCCCUCAGCCCAUGGGUCUGGUGGCAGUGCACUCAACCAGGCAGCCAGCAGGAGAAAAUCACUGCCUGAGGAGCCCCUGCACUCACAUCUGCCUACUUUCUGCUGUGGGACCAAGGUAUUACUCGUGUGCAUGCCCCUCAGGCUGGACACUGGCAGCAGACCAAAUCACCUGCACCAGAGUCGAGGAUCCUUUCCUGGUGAUUGUGAGGGACAGCAUCAUCUAUGGCAUUUCCUUGAAUCCAGAUGACAAGAGUAAUGAUGCUAUGGUUCCUGUUGCUGGGCUUCAAAAUGGCUAUGAUGUUGACUUUGAUGACAAUGAACAUACCAUCUAUUGGGUGGAACACCCGGGUGAAAUCCACAGGGUGAAGUCGGAUGGGACCAACAGGACAGAGUUUGCCCCUGCUGCCAUUCUUGGCUCCCCUGUUGGCCUAGCCUUAGACUGGAUAACAGAGAACCUGUACUACACCAAUCCAGCUACACAGUCUAUUGAGGUUUUAAAGUUGAGAGGGGAGGUACAGUACCGGAAAACUCUAAUCACAAAUAACGGCUCUCCAACUGGCGCUGGCAGUCCUGUUGGCAUUGCAGUGGACCCUGCACGUGGCAAACUAUACUGGACAGACCAAGGAACAGAGAGCGGCAUCCCUGCCAAGGUGGCAUCUGCAGACAUGGAUGGAUUAAACCCUGUCACCCUGUUCACCAACAACCUUGAUCACAUUGAAUUCCUCACUGUGGAUAUCCAAGACAACAAGCUGUACUGGGCUGUUACAAGCACUGGCGUGAUUGAGCGCGGCGACCCAGAUGGAAGUAACCGCAUCACCAUAGUGACGGGCUUGUCUCACCCCUGGGGUGUGGCUGUCUAUCAGAACCACCUCUACUUCACGGACCGCGACUUUGAGGUCAUAGAGCGGGUGGACAAGUCCACGGGUGCCAACAGGGUGGUGUUGAGAGACAAUGUGUCUGGACUCAGAGUUUUGAAAAUUCAUUUUCGAGAGACAUCUGCAGGUACAUCGAAUGGCUGCACCAACAAUGCAGGAGCGUGUGAGCAGCUCUGUCUCCCUCGGCCGCAGGGUCUGUUUACAUGUGCUUGUGCCACGGGUUUUAAACUUAAUGCUGACAACAGGACCUGCGCUCCCUACCAGUCCUACGUCGUCAUCUCCACUUUAUCUGCCAUUAAAGGCUUCAGUCUGGAAGGGUCAGACCACUCUGAGGCCAUGGUGCCUGUGGCUGGAAGAGGCCGUAAUGCUUUGCACAUUGAUGUGCACAUGGCUUCUGGUUUCAUCUACUGGUGUGACUUCAGCAGCACUGUGGCAACACAGAACGGGGUCAGACGGAUCAAGCCAGAUGGCUCAGGAUUACGAAGCAUAGUAACAUCUGGAAUAGGACGCAAUGGGAUUCGAGGCAUUGCUGUAGACUGGGCUGCAGGGAACUUGUAUUUCACCAAUGCCUUCCUGACGGAGACAUACGUUGAGGUAGUCCGCCUGAACACAACUUUCCGCAGGGUGCUGCUGAAAACCCAGGUGGACAUGCCGCGCCACAUUGUUGUGGACCCCAGAAACAGAUACUUGUUUUGGGCUGAUUAUGGUCAGAAUCCUAAAAUUGAGCGAGCACUCUUGGAUGGAACCAACCGUACUAUUUUAGUGUCUUCAGGGAUUAUCACUCCACGAGGCCUUGCUCUGGACUGGCAAACUGGAUAUGUCUACUGGGUAGACGACUCACUGGAUAUGAUUGCUCGAGUCAACCCCAGAGGAGGGGAAACAGAGAUAGUCAGGUACGGCAGCCGCUACCCAACUCCCUACGGAAUCACAGUGUUUGAGGGUAGUAUCAUUUGGGUGGACAGAAACCUCAAGAAGGUGUUCCAAGCAAGCAAAGAGCCAGGCAGCACAGAGACGCCUUCUGUCAUUAGAGACAACAUCAAUAUGUUGAGGGACGUUACUGUCUUUGACCAGCACGCCCAGCCCAUCAGUUCCCAAGAGCUGAACCACAACCCCUGCUUGGAAGACAAUGGACGCUGCGCCCACUUCUGCUUUGCCCUGCCAGGUUCGGACACAGGCCCCCAGAUAAAAAAAUGCAGCUGUGCUUUUGGAAAUCUUGCAGCAGACAACGAGAGCUGUGUAGUGUCAAGGGAUGAUUACCUCAUCUACACUACGGAGAGCACAGUGCGCAGCUUGCGACUUAACCCUGAGGACCAUGCACUGCCCUUUCCUGUUGUCAAUGUGCCUCGUACUUCAGUGGCACUGGAUUUUGACCUCACAGACAGGAGGAUCUACUUCACACAGAGCUCAGGAGCAGGAGCAAGCAAGAUCAGCUACAUCAGCCUUUCUUCUCCCACCUCACCUCCUGUAAUGGUAGCUUCAGAUCUUGGAGCUCCUGACGGCAUUGCUUAUGACUGGAUAAAUAAAAGAAUUUACUACAGUGACUAUGUGAACCAGAGCAUCAGCUCUAUGUCUGUGGAAGGCUCCCAAAGGACUAUUAUUGCUCAUGUAUCCAGGCCAAGGGCCAUCAUGUUGGAUCCCUGCAGGGGAUACAUGUAUUGGACGGACUGGGGAACCCAUGCAAAGAUUGAGCGUGCGACCUUAGGAGGAAACUUCAGAACAGAGAUUGUGAACAGCAGUCUGGUGUGGCCCAAUGGCCUAACCUUGGACUAUGAAGAAGAGAGGCUCUAUUGGGCAGACGCCAGCUUACAGAAGAUUGAGCGAUCAUCUCUCUCUGGGGCCAACCGGGAGGUCAUUGUCAGUACAGCCAUCUAUCCAUUUGCUAUGACCAUGUUUGGACAGUUCAUCUACUGGACUGACUGGAACACACGCAGCAUCUAUCGGGCCAACAAGCAUGAUGGUUCUGACCAGACAGUCAUGAUCCAGAACCUCCCAUCUCGGCCAAUGGACAUUCACGUUUUGGCCGGCAGGAAGCAGCAGCAGUGCGACAGUCCCUGCCAGCAGUUUAACGGAGGCUGCAGUCACAUCUGCACACCAGGACCUAAUGGAGCCGAGUGCCAGUGUCCAUCAGAGGGCCGCUGGUACCUGGCUGACAACAAGUAUUGUAUCCCUGAUAAUGGGACUCGCUGCCAACCUGGCCAGUUCACAUGUAUGAAUGGCCGCUGUAUUCGGGCCCAGUGGAAAUGUGACAAUGACAAUGACUGUGGAGACGGCAGCGAUGAGUUGGAGAGAGUCUGUGGACGUAAACCAACCUUCAGUUACGCUGUCCCACAGUUUGUGCCAUCAUUUAUUGCCCUGUCAGCCUUCCACACCUGUGAGCCUACAGUGUUUACUUGUGGCAAUGGACGCUGCGUGCCCUACCACUACCGCUGUGACCAUUACGAUGACUGUGGAGACAAUAGUGACGAGGUGGGCUGUCUGUUCAGACCUUGUGAUGCCAACACAGAGUUUACCUGUAAAAAUGGACGCUGUAUUGCAAAGGACUAUGUUUGCAACGGCAUCAACAACUGCUAUGACAACGGCACCUCUGAUGAACAAAACUGCCCGGAGAGAACCUGCCAGCCAGAGCACACAAAAUGUCAGUCUACCAACAUUUGCAUCCCGCGUUCUUAUUUGUGUGAUGGAGAUGACGACUGUGGGGAUAUGAGUGACGAGAGCCCAACACACUGUGCUUCAUCCACAUGUUCCCAGAGUGAGUUCCGCUGCUCCAGCGGCCGCUGCAUCCCCGCCCACUGGUACUGUGAUGGAGGGACUGACUGCGCUGACGGCUCUGAUGAACCCCACUCCUGCACCACACUGGUCAGAACCUGCAACACAGAACAGUUCCGCUGUGAUGAUGGCAGAUGCAUUGCCUCAUCCUGGAUCUGUGACGGGGACAAUGACUGUGGUGACAUGAGUGACGAAGACCAAAGGCACAAUUGUGCCAAUCGCACAUGUUCAACCUCCGAAUUCACUUGUGCGAACAACCAACCACCUCAACGGAAAUGUAUUCCACGUGACUGGGUGUGCGACGGAGACGCAGACUGUGCGGACGCUUUAGACGAGCGUCAGAACUGCACGCGCAGAUCCUGCGGCAUCAAUGAGUUUACCUGUGGCAACGGCCUCUGCAUUCGCAGCUCCUACAGGUGUGAUCGUCGUAACGACUGUGGAGACAGCAGCGACGAGCAGGGGUGCACCUACCAGCCUUGCCAGCAGCACCAGUUCACCUGCCAGAACGGCCGCUGCGUGUCCCAUGACUUUGUCUGCGAUGGCGACAAUGACUGCGGGGAUCAGUCUGAUGAGCUGGAGCACAUGUGCCACACACCAGUACCCACAUGCCCACCUGGAGAGUUCAGAUGUGACAACGGACACUGUAUUCCAGCGAGCCGGGUGUGCGACAGGAGUGAUGACUGCUCUGACAACAGCGAUGAAAAAGGAUGUGGUAUCAAUGAGUGCACGGACCCGUCCAUUCAUCACUGCGAUCACAACUGCACAGACACACCUACCAGCUUCAUCUGCACCUGUCGCCCCGGCUACCGCCUCAUGUCCGACAGCAAGACAUGUGACGACGUCAACGAGUGCGCGGAGACACCCAGCGUGUGCAGCCAGGUCUGCGAAAACACCGUCGGCUCCUACGUGUGCAAGUGUGCGCCGGGAUUCCUCCGAGAGCCGGAUGGGCACCGUUGCCGUCAGAACAGCAACAUCUCGCCCUACCUCAUCUUCAGCAACCGCUACUACCUGAGGAACCUGUCGACAGACGGGCAGGCCUACUCUCUCAUCCUGCAGGGUCUGACCAGCGUGGUUGCCAUGGACUUUGAUCGCGUCGACAAGCGUUUCUACUGGAUCGAUGUGAGCCGCAGGGUGAUAGAGAGGAUGUCCUUCAACGGCAGCAACAGAGAGGUGGUGGUCAGCGGAGUUCUGCAUGGGGAAGGCCUUGCAGUUGAUUGGGUAGCCAGGAAACUGUACUGGGUGGACAGCUUUCUGGAUUGUCUCAAAGUGUCUGAACUCGAUGGACGCUUUGUCAGGAAACUGGCUGAACACUGCGUCGACACCAAUAACACCUACUGCUUUGAAAACCCCAGAGGCAUUGUGUUACACCCCAAAUAUGGAUAUGUAUACUGGACAGACUGGGGAGACAAGGCCUUCAUAGGUCGCGUUGGGAUGGAUGGAACCAACAAAACAGCCAUCAUCACCACAAAGGUGGAGUGGCCAAAUGGUAUCACAAUUGACUACACCAAUGACAUGCUCUACUGGUCCGACGCUCAUCUCAACUACAUUGAAUACUCCGACUUGAAUGGUCAGCACAGACACACGGUGUACGAUGGAGUUUUGCCGCACCCUUUUGCCCUGACUGUGUUUGAGGACACUGUGUAUUGGACCGACUGGAACACACGCACAGUGGAAAAAGGCAACAAAUAUGACGGCUCUGGUCGCGAAGCCCUAGUUAACACCACACACAGGCCAUUUGACAUCCACGUGUGCCAUCCUUACAGACAGCCCAUUGUGAACAACCCCUGUGCUGUGAACAAUGGAGGCUGUUCUCACCUGUGCUUGAUCCGUCAUGGGGGGCGAGAACACACCUGUGAGUGCCCCGACCAUUUCCUGGCUGUCCAAAUAAGAGGUGUGACCCGAUGCCUUCCCAUGUGCAGCAGCACUCAGUACAGAUGUGCUAACAAUGAACGCUGUAUUCCCAUCUGGUGGAAAUGUGAUGGACAGAGAGACUGCAGGGACGGUUCUGACGAGCCCUCCACCUGCCCGCCACGCCACUGCAGGCUUGGUCAGUUUCAGUGCAAAGACGGAAACUGCACCAGUCCGCACUUCCUGUGUAAUACCAACCACGACUGUCCUGACGGCUCAGAUGAAGAUGCUGUGCUCUGUGCUGCACAUCAGUGUGAGACUCACCAGUGGCAGUGCGCUAACAAGCGGUGCAUUCCCGAGUCGUGGCAGUGCGAUGGUGAGGACGACUGCGGUGAUCAGUCCGACGAGGACCCUGCCCACUGUUCCACCAGGACCUGUCGGCCCGGACAGUUCAAGUGCCGCAACGGACGCUGCAUCCCUCAGAGCUGGAAGUGUGACGUUGAUGACGAUUGUGGUGACAAUUCUGAUGAACCAUUAGAGGAGUGCAUGGGACCAGGAUAUCGAUGUGACAACCACACAGAAUUUGACUGCAGGACCAACUACCGCUGCGUGCCGCUUUGGUCAGUUUGCAAUGGCCACGAUGACUGCAGAGACAACAGCGAUGAGCAGGGCUGUGACGAAGUGACCUGUGAUCCCAGUGGGGACUUCCGCUGUGACAACCACCGCUGCAUCCCGCUGAGAUGGAAGUGCGACGGGGAUGACGACUGUGGGGACAACUCAGAUGAGCGCAGCUGCACGCCACGCGCGUGCACCGAGAGCGAGUUUCGUUGCGAUAAUCUGCGCUGCAUUCCCAACCGUUGGGUCUGUGACCAUGACAACGACUGUGAGGACAACUCGGAUGAAAGGGACUGUGAGUUGCGCACUUGUCACCCUGGUUACUUCCAGUGUGGCAGCGGACACUGUAUCGCCGAACGUUUCAAGUGCGAUGGCAACGCCGACUGCCUGGACUUCACAGAUGAGGCUUCAUGCCCGACCCGCUUUCCCAACGGCACAUACUGCCCCCCCUUCCUGUUUGAAUGCAAGAACCACGUGUGCGUCCAGCCUCACUGGAAAUGCGACGGAGACAAUGACUGCGGAGACAACUCAGACGAGGAGCUUCACCUCUGCUUGGACAUCCAGUGUGAGCUUCCGUUCCGUUUCCGCUGUGACAACAACCGUUGCAUCUACAGCCACGAGUUGUGUAACUCUGUGGACGACUGCGGCGACGGCUCCGAUGAGAGACAGGAAAACUGUCAAAGACCGACACAUGGACCCUGCACAGAUGACGAGUACAAGUGUAGUAAUGGACAGUGCAUCCCUCUGCAGUACGCCUGUGAUGACUACGACGACUGUGGAGACCAGACAGAUGAGCUCGGCUGCCACGAUGACAGCAGGCACACGUGCACUUCCAACAUCUGUGAACACAACUGUACUGACCUGGCAGAGGGAGGCUUCCUCUGCUCCUGUAGGCCUGGUUACAAGGCCAGAUCCACAGAAAAGCACACCUGUGAAGACGUGAAUGAGUGUGAAGUGUAUGGGACUUGUCCUCAGGAUUGCAAAAACACAAAAGGCAGUUACGAGUGUUUCUGCGCUCAAGGCUUUCUCUCGUUUGGUGAGCCGCCUGGGACUGAGUGUGCCGCUCAAGGAAACCCGCCAGUGCUGCUUUUGCCAGACAAUGUUCGCAUCCGUCGUUUCAACCUGUCCUCUGAGCAGUAUUCAGACUAUGUGGACAACGCCGAGCACAUCCAAGCCUUGGACUACCUGUGGGAUCCGGAGGGCGAAGGCCUCAGUAUUGUUUAUUGGACAGUUCUGGGUCGUGGAUCCAACUUUGGCUCCAUCAAACGUGCCUAUAUGACCACAUUCAACGACCACGGCAACAAUCCCGUGAAAGACGUGGAUCUGAACCUGCGCUACGUCGCUAACCCCGACGGCAUCGCCGUGGACUGGGUGGGCAGACACAUUUACUGGACAGACUCGGGGACCAAUCGGAUUGAAGUGGCCAAGCUGGAUGGGCGGUACAGGAAGUGGUUGAUCCACACCGACCUGGAUCAGCCUGCUGCCAUUGUUGUGAAUCCAUCGCUCGGGAUGAUGUACUGGACAGACUGGGGCAGGAAUCCCAGAAUAGAGUCGGCGUGGAUGGACGGUCAGGGCAGAAAGGUGCUGGUGGGAGAGGAGGACCUGGGCUGGCCUACAGGGCUGGCUCUGGACUAUCUGAACGGAAACAGAAUCUACUGGUGUGACUCGAAAGAGAACAUCAUUGAGUCCAUGAAGCCUGACGGCACAGACAGAAAGAUCGUCAUAUCGGGAGAUAUUGGGCAUCCCUACAGCCUGGACGUGUUUGAGGGACAUGUGUACUGGACGACGAAAGACAAAGGGGAAGUGUGGAAAACGAGCAAGUUUGGGAGAGGAAAUAAAGUGAAGGUCCUAACCAUCAACCCCUGGCUGACGCAAGUCCGUAUUUACCAGGAGCACCGGCACAACCAGUCAGUUCCCAACCCUUGUAAGAACGUGUGCAGUCACCUCUGCCUCCUCCGGCCCGGCGGUUACACCUGCACCUGCCCGCAAGGCUCCUCGCCGAUGGGGAGUGACUCCAACCAGUGCGACGCAGCCAUUGAGGCUCCUGUUGCAAUGCCCCUUGCAUGUCGAUGCAUGAACGGCGGAACCUGCUACACUGAUGAAGGGGGUCUGCCCAAGUGCAAAUGUCCGUACGGCUAUGUGGGCAGCUACUGUGAGAUGGGGAAGUCGAGGGGUGCUCCAGCAGGAACAGCUGUAGCCGUUCUUCUCGCAGUCAUUAUCAUCCUGAUCACUGGAGCUUUGGCAGUCGGGGUUUUCCUCAACUACAAACGAACGGGAUCGUUCAUCCCCUCCAUUCCCAAACUACCCAGCCUGAGCAGUCUUGUGAAGUCAGCCGACAACGGGAACGGGGUCACGUUUCACUCGGGGGAUAAUGUCGAUCUCGGGCCGUCGCACAUCGGAGUGUCAUUCAUUGACACGGCCAUGCAGAUGGACGACAAUUUUGCCAUGGAAGCUGGGAGACAGCCAAUCACGUUUGAGAACCCGCUGUAUGCCACUACUCCUGCAACUGGUGACGCUGCCGUCAUUCAUGCCACACAGGUGACUGUCAACGUGAGCGGGGAGCAGCUGGAGAACAACUUUGUGAACCCGGCGUACCGAGGAGACCAGAGCGUUGGCGUCGUGAACACGUCCGCUGUCAGCGCCAAACCUGCUCAGGAGUCAAAGUGGGGCCUAUUCAAACGGAAAUUAAAGCCGAGCGCCACGUUUGAGAACCCCACAUAUUCAGAGAUGAAGGACGAAAAGCCUGCGGGAAGCAGCGGGGGCCCGUCUGCCCCUGAGCCCUCUCCAUUUGUCCCCCCUCCCAAGCCUCCGAAGAGGGAUCGCCCCAGCACCUUCUCACCGACUGAGGACAGUUUCAAAGACACAGCCAACCUCGUUAAAGAGGACAGCGACGUAUAACCUCCCUCGCUCGCGGGUGGGGAUCGGAGAAAAAAAAAGAAAAAGAAAAAAGAAACACACUUUGCACAGAAUUUAUUUUUUUAUGCAGCCUGUGUAUAAAACUCAAAUUGUUUUAGGACAGAGAAAUGCAUUUCUAUAGAAUGAAGAAUGAAGUCUCCCGUGACUAUGCCUUCUGACAUAUCUUAUGCCAAUUCUUGUUUUAAUGUUGUUUUUCUUUAUUCUGAUGUACAAUAUGUAUAUCUUUGCACUGAAGCUGCUGAUAGAAAUGUUAAUAUGUUGUAUAUUUGUAAAUUUGAACAGUCAUAUUUUGUCUGAAAUAUCUCUGUAAUAGAUUCUUAAUAGUUUGACAUGAACUAUAUAACACAUGCUGCAUUCUGAAUGUACAGUACUUAUAUGAUCAAAGGUUAUUAGAGGAAUGUGUUGAACAAAACUGUGGAUACAUUUACUUCAUCUUUCAUGUUUAUAUACCUCAUUUCAGGGCUGUCUAAUUGGAUUUUAACUCAUUUUUCUACGAUACAUUCUCCACAACAAAUAGAUACACGAGAUCAAUUUAGUGCGUGAGUGACACGUAUUGUACUUGAUCAAACACAUUUGACUUGGAAUCUUCUUCUUCCUUUUUUUUUUUUUAAUAGAUACUGGAACAAAUAACGGCCAAAAUAGUUGGGAACUGUGUUCGAAGGUUCCCAUGGAUGUGUAGUUGAUCAUUUUAAGUGCAACACCUGACCUGACGUGACAUUUUAUGAGCUAAUUCUUUACAGAUUGAUUUAUUUUGUAUCACAAUGAGGACAAAUAAAAACUGAUCAUCCAAAACAAAUAUGGCCUGUAUGGAUUAAAUAAUCACUGCUGAGAUGUGAAUGAAUAAAUUUCCUAUUUUGUAACACA
Messenger RNA from Mugil cephalus (flathead mullet), 15095 nucleotides. RefSeq names its product low density lipoprotein receptor-related protein 2a (gene lrp2a). Bases 165 to 14213 code for a protein of 4682 amino acids. The record is from RefSeq and is a predicted model, not a curated record. NCBI's taxonomy places the organism in Eukaryota, Metazoa, Chordata, Actinopteri, Mugiliformes, Mugilidae. Gene Ontology annotation, molecular function: calcium ion binding; protein binding. The transcript is spliced from 81 exons.